Molecule: messenger RNA, 5634 nt
Organism: Eriocheir sinensis (Chinese mitten crab)
Lineage: Eukaryota; Metazoa; Arthropoda; Malacostraca; Decapoda; Varunidae
Product: major facilitator superfamily domain-containing protein 6-like
Exons: 10
Coding region: 1061-2635 (524 amino acids)
Cellular component (GO): membrane
Molecular function (GO): transmembrane transporter activity
Source: RefSeq, a predicted model, not a curated record
AAUCUAGAGUCCGGGUUGAUAGGUGGUCUUCUGGACAGCAUGUGGGUAGUUUUAAGCCACUCGGCGUUGGCUGAAAAAUCCCAGCUUGGUGGCACCGGUCGGGGAUUGAACUCGCGUCCUCCUGAACGCGGGGCCGUCUCACUAUCUGUUCAGCCACCGCCUCCCUGCAGGACUGAAAUGAAUACACGGAUGUGUAAGCGAAUUCUAGAGGCAAUAAGGGAGAAGUCAUGAAGCACACCGGCCCUCACUUCAAAGAUGGGGAUGUACUGAGCUUUGAAUAGUACCAUAUGCUCAGUUACCUAGAGCGCGCGAGCCAGACACUCGGGUGCGGCAACUGGAAGUACGUACCUCGGCCGCCAACUCUGUGCUCCAGCCGGCAAUUUCAAAGUGGAGGUGAGGUAAAACGACGAACUGGUAACCAACGUUCACCUGAGCAGCCACAGUGGGUGCGGCAAGUGGCUGCCAGCUGCAGGUAUGAGUGAGUGGAAGACCUCUACGCUGACAAACACCACGUUCAUCACAUAGAGCAACAAUUACAUUCGUCACAGCUCCGUUAUCAUCUUGGUGUUCGAGGUCGACAAGGAAUAGAGAAAUAAGAAGGAAGGGGGAAAAGGAAGACAUGGAGAAUGCAGGUGAACUGUCAUGAGAGGUUGCAUGUUUACGUAAUGUGGUAUUUCCCCCUUGUGAAGGCGUGUACAGUCAUUGAAGGUCACGAUCCGAAGGUCAACGUUCACUCUUAUAAACUUUCGUAUUCACAAACGUUUAGUGCCUUAGUAUAUCCAUUUGAAAAGGUUCUUGUACAAGUUGUUUACUCACAAGGACUGUUUCAUAAGCCUUGUAGUAGUUGUACAAGGCUUCACGUCCGUGAUACACUCCGGGCAAGCACAGGAGCACCUCUGCUGCAUCAAGGUCUCUGUUGCUCAGCCCAAAACAGCAAUGAGCAGCCACUCAACUACACGCUAAGGAUCAAUAAGAACACCGGAGAAGAAGUAAUCACGCCACAACAGCAGCUACAGUGAACGAGGUGGAGAGAACCAGAGCAAAGAGCGGGAACACAGGGAUGAGAGUGGCGAUCGAGGAGCCGCAAAAAAAAGUGGUGAUGAGUAAAGGAGAUAAAGAGCAAGAGCAGAAGGAAGAGAGAAAAGGAAGCGCGAUGGAAAAGGUGAAUAAGGGCUUCAAACGCUUCCUUGAAGAUCUGACGAACAAAAGACUUUUUGUAUAUAAGAUGAUCUACUUCACUCUCCUGGCGGGUGUUGUGAUCCUCUGGCCGCAGUUCACAGUUCACCAGGCUUCUCUGGGCCUUACCGUGGCUCACACCGGUACCUUUAGCGCUAUAGUGUCGGGCGUGAGCGUCGUCAUCCCCUUUCUCUCCGGCGUCCUCGGCGACAAGAUGGGCAAUUACAAGAUAAUGCUAAUUAUCACAACAUUGCUGGCAGCGCUGCUGGCUUUACUCUUCUCAAUCGUGCCCAGCGCUAAGAUACCCAAUCUCAACAAUCUCAAUGGCACGAAUUACACUACCGACAUCACCACCACAUCCACAUAUGAUACCGUCACUCUCCCCACACCCGCCAACUCCACCUCGUCCUCGUCUUCUCUUGGCUUGGUGGAUGAAGACCUGAUGCCCUUUACAUUCUGGAGCUACCUGGCCGUUCGUGUGCUCUACGGAGUGCUGCAGGCCGUCAGUUACACUCUCUUUGAGGCUGCAGUGAUGGUCGAGGUGCAGGCAACUGGCAUGGACUACGGCUUUCAACGGGCGUGGGGGACCCUGGGUGUAAUGGUGGCAUCUUUUCUUAGCGGCUACCUGGUGGAACUCACAGCAGGGUUCAGCAUAGUUUUCUACAUAUCGACUGCACUCCAAGUGGUGGCGGCGGCGCUCAUGUUAUUCCUACGUCUUGAAUUUAAGCUACCAGCCACGUCCCUCACACGCAACAUCUUGAGCCAGAUCGCCAACGCUGAGGUGCUGAUGUUCUUCGCUGCGGUGCUUGUCGCUGGCAUUUUCUUCGGCUUCCUGGAGACUUACAUGUAUCGGUACCUCUCUGGGCUGGGCGCGUCCCCGGUGCUAGUGGGCCUCACGGUGACGGUGGGAGCGCCUUUUGAAGUGGUUCUCACCCUGCUGGCAUCCUACCUCGUUCCCUUGACUGGCCACGCCCCCAUCAUCGUGUUUGGUCUCUUCGGCCAUGCUGUUAGGCUGUUCGGUUUCAGCCUGCUGGUGAACCCCUGGUGGGUGUUACCGUUUGAGAUCCUUGAGUCAGUGACCAACGGGCUCCUCGUCACCGUGGGGAUUAUGUACUGCACCGUCCUCUUCUCCCUCGAGUCCAUAGCGUCCUUCAGAGGCAUCUUCUCUGUCGUCUACUUCGGAGUGGGCCAGCUGGUUGGAGCUGCAAGCGGUUCUUGGUUACAAAGUGCACUUGGUGACAGAGGUGCGUUUAGAGCAUUUGGAUACUUUGCCGUCGCUUUCGCCUUUAGUUACGCCGCAGCCUACUAUGCCUUCAGAAGACGCGGGAGGAGCAAGGAGGAAGCAAGGGGGCCCGCGGAGCAUGCUGGGGAAAACAGGUCUUCACAGCAACCAGCAUCAUCAAAUGUGGGGACACAAAUGAAGGGUUUUGAUAAUAAAGCUUGGGUAGCGGACGUGUAGAAAAGGAGGAGGCCUAAAAGGUAUUAUACAGGAGUAUAAUUUAAGUUGAUGUAAUUCCAUUGGAAGGUUGUGAUGUAGAAAGGUUGUGAUGUGGAAAGAAAGUAAAAACUGAAGAAAUUAUAAUAAAUAUUUUUUUUAUAUCAGAAAACAAGUAAUGUGACAGGAUGGCAAAAUAUAAAUAUACAAAUCUAACUGAAGCAAAAUCAAAAGGAAGACAGAAAAGAAUGUGGAGAAAACAAACCAAAAUAAAAAAUGUGGAAAAUGUCUCGUGUGAAUUCAUGGAACCGAUGAAGAAAAUUGUAUAAAGGCAUAAUAUUGGGUGAGGGAGACUUGUCGUGAUGCCAAAUUGGAUAAAUGUGCUGUCAAUGAACCUGGAAGAAAUAGACAACAAGAGGAGGUGGUUGAGCGGUCAGCGUAAGGGAACAAAUGAUUAUGAACAGUGAAAACUCUCCCGCUGCCUUUGUUUACAAAAUCCUGGGACUCCCUUGUAGCCUCUCACUUGAAAGAAAAUGGACUCUCUCUCUCUCUCUCUCUCUCUCUCUCUCUCUCUCUCUCUCUCUCUCUCUCUCUCUCUCUCUCUCUCUCUCUCUCUCUCUCUCUCUCUCUCUCUCUCUCUCUCUCUCUCUCUCUCUCUGUGUGUGUGUGUGUGUGUGUGUGUGUGUGUGUGUGUGUGUGUGUGUGUGUGUGUGUGUGAAAUGGAUUAAGGACAGACUAUAACUUCAUUAUGGUGAUUGUCCCCCCUCUCUCGGGCUCACGUGCGCCUCGGAUACCAGUCAAUCAAUAGGCGCACCUAACAUCAUCAUAGCCGAUUCAGGAUUCAGUACGUUUCCUAACUUAUUGGCGGUAAUGUUAUAAUUGUAUUUCGUAAAGAAUCCUUAUAACCGAAAACUAACUAAAAUUAUGAGUAUUCUUUGUCUUGAACAGAAUAUUGAAUAAACAACAGAACAAUAAUAUGAAAAUACGUUCAUAUUUUAUACGACAACUGUGGCUCGAGGCAACAGCGCACGCCAUUUUGCGGGUAUCAGAUACUUUAAAUAAGCAUAUUUUUACUGCCCAAACCAGGUGGUGGCACUUAUUGUGACUUCGUGAGCUUUCAUAUCUAUCUAUUUGUGAAUAUUUCAUGGAGACAUAACAUACCUUACUACUCUCAAUUUUACUAGUGACACGAAUUUUCACUCAACUAAGUGAGUCAGGCACCAUAGAAAUAUAACCAGUGUGUGUACGAAUGAAUACAAAGAUAAGGACAUACUUUGAUUUAACUCUAGGAUGUCUCGUGGAUCAUUUAUAAAUAAAAACAAAAAAAUCCGGUUAGGCAACUCCUAAGGCCACUACCGUCGCUAGAGGCACGAAAACAGUCCCUCUACCAAGUUUGUACUCCACAUUUGAGACACCAGUUACUGUCUCACGAAUUCUUAUCGAAAAAAUAGUCGUUUCUGGCUAGUUAUCAAAUUUUACCUAAAAAAAUGUAAUGCGUAUCAGAUUCUCUCUAUCACAUUAAAAUGUCAGUGCAUGCGGCUGACCCUUUAAAUUCCACUGCACAGACAAAAUUGUUUAUCUUGAAGACAAUGUCUAUAUGUGUUCUUUGUUUCAGUUUUGUGUGCCCCUUUCUGAGGCCAUUUUUUUUUUUUUUUUCAAAAAGGAGGUAUGUGAAAAAAGUGAGAGGUACAGGGAAAGCCCAGGAUUCUGUUAUGAAAGAUAGCGGGCGAAUCAGCGCUGCUCAAAAUUAUUUUGAACAAGAAGUCUUCACGUGCUCCAAUAAAAUACUUAGGUGAGGAACCUUUAACCAAAAAAAGGUACAUAACAAAAAUAGUAUACUAUCUGUGGUACCUACACAACAAAAAGAAAAAAAUAACAAUGAUAAUUUUUUUUUAAUAAAGACGACUCGAAAGUCCAGAAGUUGAAGUGGGAGUAGGAGGCUGAGUGUUAGGCGGAAGGGGCACACCCAUAUGCUUGAUCCUAUCAGCGUGAACUACCUCUGAACAAUGAUUGACCGGGUCAAGAAUGUUAAAUUUAUUACCAUGCAUCUUUGCAGUAAUAAGGUAAGGGCCUGAAAAUUUAGGGAGCAAUUUGCAAGAGCAGUUAGGUACAUGCUUCAUCACCGAGUCUCCAACACUGAAGGUGAUGGUACUUGCUUGAUGGUGUUGUUUACGCAGCAUCUCCUCGCGGGAAGCUUUAAGCUUAUCCCUCUCAGAAGCGUGAAUAGUUUGAAAACUGUGGAGCUGCAUCUGAGAGUAAUCAUCAAAGGAAUUGUGGGGGCGAGGAGUCUGCAGAAUGACAUCAUAAGGCAGUCUUUUGUCGUAGCCAAACAUUGUGUAGUCAGGCGCUUUGUCUGUAGAGGAAUUGACAAAGUUGUUAAUAGAAGCAGCAAAAUGGGGAAGCCAAUCUUCCCAAGAUUCCUGAACGACCUCCAUAAGGACGGAGAAUCUCUAGAAUUUUCCUGUUGUUCCUUUCAACAAGGCCGUUAGACGCCGGAUGAUGAGCAGUAAUGACUGCUUGUUUAAUUUUAAACUGUUGGCAAAUGUCACGAAGAACUUGGUUCUUAAAUUCUGUCUCAUUAUCAAUGGGAAGUACACUGACAGCAAAACUUAGUCAAACCGCCUUAACAGUUAGUCUGGAUGACUAAUAUUAAUCGGUCUUGUACCGUGGACUAAUUGCUAACUAAUUUUCAACGGGCUAGACUAAUCCUGGACCAAUGAGUAACCCAUGUUCGUCAAAGAUACUACUUAAAAUCAGGCAGGCACCGUAAAAAGUUAGUCUAGUUGACAAACUUUGCUACGUCAUAAUAUCUGGACUAAAUUUUGACGUAUUUAACUGAACUGGACUAAUUUAUCAAUUCAUAUCAGUUACAGCCUCAUUUAUCAGUAAUAUAUCUAAGAUAAUUCUUAUAGCACUAAAUCAUGAAAGAAAACUGACUGGUGAUAACUCUUAACUAUGUGGCGUUCCUGUCAUGAUGGUUAAGAAAUAUGGGAUCGGAAUAAUUGUUUUAUUUUCAUUUUACU